This is a messenger RNA of Racocetra fulgida, 516 nucleotides long. NCBI's taxonomy places the organism in Eukaryota, Fungi, Glomeromycota, Glomeromycetes, Diversisporales, Gigasporaceae. The record is from the annotation of a GenBank genome assembly.
AUGGAAAUUCUCAAAGAAUUACUUACCAAAACCAGUAUCACUUAUGUUCAGUUAGUCGACUGGGAGGCUGACGAUAUAAUCGCUUCUUUUGUGGCUCAAAAUACCCAAAAAUCGGACUUAACUUUUGAUAUUUUUACACGAGAUAAGGAUUUAUUGCAAUUACUAAGUCAGAAUACUAAUAUUUUGAAAUACAUAAAAGAAAAAAUUACCCUUUAUACUCAGCAGAAUUUUUAUCAAGAACAUGAUUUCCCCCCCAGUAGUUAUGUGGAUUAUUUAAGUUUGCUUGGCGAUAAUGUUGACAAUAUUGAGGGAGUAAGAGGGAUUGGUCCAGUGAGCGCCAAGAAAUUAAUAAAGCAAUUUCACACCGUCGAAAAUGUUUAUCAAAACACUGAGGAUUUACCUGAUAAUAUUAAGAAUUUGUUAAUUGAUAAAGAAGAGUUAGUUUUUCGCAAUAAGAAAGUCAUUAGUUUGGAAAAGAAAGUUCUCCUUCCUUCCCUAAAUUAUGAUUUUGAUUGA